Mycotypha africana is the source of this 2648-nucleotide messenger RNA. RefSeq lists its product as uncharacterized. Gene Ontology annotation, biological process: signal transduction. The record is from RefSeq and is a predicted model, not a curated record. Lineage: Eukaryota; Fungi; Mucoromycota; Mucoromycetes; Mucorales; Mycotyphaceae. Bases 221 to 2569 code for a protein of 782 amino acids. The transcript has 8 exons. Gene Ontology annotation, molecular function: 3',5'-cyclic-nucleotide phosphodiesterase activity.
AAAAAAAAAAAAAAGAAUCUGCUUCUACUCUUCUCCCUUUUCUUGAACACUCCUCCCUUUUUUCCAAGUUUUGCUGCUUUUCCAAUCUUUCUUCUUUCUCUUUGUAUCUCAAACGGAUUUUGUAAGAAUUGAAUGGUGUCAAAUUUUACUCAGAUUUAAGGAAGAGUUUGAAGUUUUUGUAUAUGCUGUUAUUACUCCAAUAAUAUCUGGAAACAAAGAAAUGGUGGAUCCACAAACGUGUACUCUAUUUGUGUUAAAGCAAACAGUUCCUUAUAGUGUUUAUGACGGUGAUGAUGAUGCAGAUAACUAUGACGACGCUGAUAAACCGGAGCUCUCAUUCUUGAAAAGCAUAUUUGGCAAAAUCUAUACAACCACAAACCUUGAUCUUUGCGUUAAUUAUAUACAUCAACAGCCAACAACAGCAUUAUUAUUAUUAGUUGAACUUGAUGGCAACGAAACUUCUACAAAAGAACAGACUACAUACAUUUCGGCCAUAGCCGGCAAGUGUCCUUUUGUACCUGUCAUCGUGUAUGCGAACAAUGAUGAUCCAUCAUUCAUGUUUGAUUGUAUCCAAGCAGGUGCAAUCCAUUAUAUCAUAAAACCUUUAACACCAGAUAUCGCAAAAACUUUAUUUCUAACACUGUAUCAGAAUCAAAAGUACCGGCAACCCCCUUCUAAUGCUACUCUAUAUCAAGAUAACCAGCAUUUAGUCUCUUCCAGCACUAUUAGCACAGUAGAAGAGGAUGAAGAUCCGGCUGUUAUUUCCCCUUUAACACCGACCACCUUUCCCGCGUCUGUCCACCAUCCUCCGACAUCAUGUACUAUCGCGCAGCAAUCACAUCAACAUUCAUUUUCGGUUAUCACCAAUAGAUUCUCUGUACCCGUCAUUGGAAAUGACCGAAAUUUGAAAAAAUCAGCAAAAGAAGACCAGUCGAAUUCUAUCCAUCAUAAGUUGGAAGCUAUCAAUACAUUUUCCACGUCGUUGAUCGACCAGUUUAUACCACCUAAUUUGAGCUUGCCAACGUAUGAGCCAUUAAAAAUACAACAUAGAAUCAAAUUACAAUCGCUACUUUCCAGUUGGAAUUUUGAUCCAUUUCAGUUGACGCUAGAAGAACUCGUUCACUGUGCUGUUCUUAUGUUAAGAAAUGGCGUACCUAAAAUUUCCCAAAGAUAUUUUUCGGAAGAGCAACUUUAUAAUUUUGUCAUAGAAUUAUCCAUGAGUUACCAUGACGAAAACUCGUACCAUAAUUUCGCGCAUGCAGUAGAUGUAUUACAAUGUAUGUAUUUCUUUCUUCAACAACUCGACCUUACCGCUUCAUUGUCAUCACGCAACGCCAAUAUAGCUCAACAACAUUCUUCGUCUCCUGUGUCAUCACAAUUCGACUACUCUACCCUUCUCCGCCCUUUGGACAUUUUUGCAUUAUUGGUUGCAGCCCUCGGACAUGACAGCUCACAUCCUGGUGUCAAUAAUGGAUUUUUGAUAGAUACAUCAGCACCUCUUUCUUACUUGUACAAUGAUCAAUCCGUAUUAGAGCACUUUCAUGCCAUGACUCUAUCGCAACUCUUAUUAAAGCACGGUUUUCAGCGGAUACUGACAACGAUGGACCUCAAGGAUAGUCAUAAUAGCCACAACAACAAAAAGUAUGACUGUUAUAAAGAAUUUCGAAAUGUGAUCAUCACUACUAUUUUGGCAACUGACAUGGCAUUGCACCACGACUAUUUGGAAAAAAUCAAUACUUCGCCUCUUUUUCAUUCACUAAUGCCGCGUACUAAAGAACGAGAUGAUUCACUUUUGAUACAGGAACAGCACCAAGAUAUAACUGAGAAGGGCCGCCUACUCUUCUGUUGUACUUUAAUGAAGUGUGCUGAUAUCAGCAAUGUCGCUCGACCGUUUGCCACGGCUUGUAAAUGGGCUGAAAUACUCAUGGAAGAAUUUGCAACACAAGGUGAUUUAGAAAAGGCGGUUGGAAUGAAUUUGUCCUUACCGACUAUGAUGGAUCGCUCGGUGAUGGUUCUCGAAGAUGCUCAACUGGGAUUUAUACGUUUUGUCGCCUUGGGACUAUUUGAAACUGUCAGUCGCUUUAUUAGGGAGCUUUCGUUCACUGUUGAGCACAUUAAUGAGAAUAUCUCCGUUUGGGAAGAAAGGAAAAUAAGGAACAAUGGACAGGAAAUACAACCUAUAACAAUCCCGCAACAAGUUCAAACAGAAGACGAUUGUAGUUAUGAUAGUAACCAAAGAAACCGAGCUGAUGCUAGCACUAUCACUACCUCUAGUAUAAACAGUGAAAGGAGCAGGACACCUACUACCACGGUGAACCAACACUCUGAAGCAGCCACAACGAAAAUUUUUACUACAGUAGCUGAUAAAGAUUACCGAAAAUUACCUGAAAUGCCUGCAACUGUGUCACCUAUGUCUCAUAUACCCGACACUACUACUACUACUACUACUAUUAAUAUGAAUAGAACUAAUGAUAGAUACCCUAAUUGCAUGGAUGACUUCGGUGAUAAUGAUUUGAGCAACCCUGGAAUGGGCCCCUCACCUGUUUAUUGUCAGUGUAUUGUUCAAUAAUAAAUUCUUUCUUUCCUCUAUGGAGUGCUUGUAAUGUUUUUGCUACCAGAAACUUUGAUUGCUGCAGGUAUUCUUCAAC